Molecule: messenger RNA, 1602 nt
Organism: Nannizzia gypsea CBS 118893
Lineage: Eukaryota; Fungi; Ascomycota; Eurotiomycetes; Onygenales; Arthrodermataceae
Product: meiotically up-regulated 157 protein
Exons: 4
Coding region: 1-1602 (533 amino acids)
Biological process (GO): carbohydrate metabolic process
Source: RefSeq, a predicted model, not a curated record
AUGAGGUUUCUCGACAUCGCCGUCUUCGGGGCGCUCGCCUGUCACGAAGCAUCAGCUACUGACCUCCUGCAUACGCGCAAACAAGAUAUCACCGAAGCCUGUCCUGAUUAUGUCGCGUACUCGCAGACAAAACAUCCUCCAUACAGUGAAGGGCCUCUCAAGCUCUCGUACCAGCGACCUAUACCAGAAUGCCGGACGUUCUCCUCGCCCUUGGUCGAGAAGGUGAUAAAGGACAUCACCUCGCGCAUGGUCGACAAAGACCUCGCUCGGAUAUUUGAGAAUGCGUUCCCUAACACACUCGACACGACUGUUCGGUGGCACGUCGACGGCACGGAGAAGAAAAACGAAGCUCGAAGAGCAAGCGAGCAGGCGGCGUGUGGGAAGGCCCCCAGUCAGUGGCUCCGGGAUUCGACGAACCAGCUAGCGCAAUACCAAAAACUGGCGAACGGAGACCCUAAGAUAAAGAACUUAAUACUAGGAGCUAUAAAUACGCAGGCUGAAUUUGUGAUCCAGUCUCCAUAUUGCAAUGCAUUCCAACCACCGCCUCCGAGCAAUUUACCACCGACAAACAAUGGACAGAUGGACCAGGUUCACCCAGCAUAUGAACCCAGCGUGGUGUUCGAGUGCAAGUAUGAGCUUGACUCCAUUGCCAACUUCCUUUCCCUAGGAAACCAAUUCUAUGAGGAGACCAAGUCAAAGGCGUUUCUGACGUCUAGGUGGUACGAAGCUCUGAACACUGUUUUGCGAGUACUAGACGAACAGAGCCAACCUACUUUCAAUGAAAACGGGCAAUACCGGCGCAACGAGUAUACCUUCCAGCGCCAUACUAAUGCUGGUACAGAGACUUUGAGUCUAAUGGGUAUUGGCAACCCGCUGGGCAACGGCACUGGUCUUGUUCGUAGUGCUUUUCGACCAAGCGACGAUACCACCAUCCUAGGGUUUUUCAUUCCUGCCAAUGCAAUGAUGUCUGUCGAGCUAGCAAAAACGGCGGAGACUCUCUCUAAAGCCGGAGGGGCUAAAGAGCUUAUCCAAAGGUUGAAGCAGUACUCCGAGCGGAUCCGAGAAGGUAUCUAUAACCAUGCGGUCGUGACACAUAAAACAUGGGGUCGAGUGUUCGCCUUUGAAGUUGAUGGCUACGGAUCAAGCAUUUUCAUGGACGAUGCCAACCUCCCUUCACUGCUUGCCCUACCACUGCUUGGAUUUGUCGACCAGAAUGAUGAAGUCUAUAAAAAUACACGAAAAAUGAUUCUCUCAAAAACUGGUAAUCCUUACUACCUUACCGGAUCGGCGUUUCAUGGCAUCGGUGGACCACAUAUUGGUCUGCAAAAUGCAUGGCCGAUGUCCGUACUUGUACGUGCCCGGACUGCGAACUCCGAUAAGGAGGUUAUGGAGUCCAUCAAUAUAGUGCGUGAUUCAUGCCUUCUAGGCUUAGUCCACGAGAGUGUGGACGUGAACCGUAUCGCCAAAUAUACACGCAGCUGGUUUGCGUGGGCAAACAGCGUCUUCGCGCAAACCAUUCUUGACCUGGCAGAGAAUAAACCGCACUUGAUAUUUGGUAAAGGUGCAAAGCCUUACAAAGUUGCCUCUGACGCCCAAGUUUAG